Molecule: messenger RNA, 635 nt
Organism: Pelobates cultripes (western spadefoot toad)
Lineage: Eukaryota; Metazoa; Chordata; Amphibia; Anura; Pelobatidae
Source: the annotation of a GenBank genome assembly
AUGGUACGGGAGCAGAAAGGCAAGGGACCAGAAAGGAGCAGAAAGGGAAGGGAGCAGAAAGGUAAGAGAGCAGAAGUGAACACAAAGGUAAGAGCAGAAGGGAGCAGAAAGGUACAAGAGCAGAAGGAAACAAAAAAGGUAAGGGAGCAGAAAGGUAAGAGAGCGGAAGGGAGCAGAAAGGUAAAGUAGCAGAAGGGAGCAGAAAGGUAAGGGUGCAGAAAAAUAAGAUAGUAGAAUGGAACAGCAAGGUAAGGGAGAAAAAGGGGAAGGUAGCAGAAAGUUAAGAGAGCAGAAAGGUAAGAUUAAUGUAGUUGUUUUGGCGAGUAUAAUCAUUUUAUGCAAACACUGCUUUUUCAGAAAAAAAGGAGAUUGGAGGAGGAAGAACAACUUGGAAGACAAGUGAAGUGCUACCUCCACUUCAGCCUGAAGCAAGAAGAGAGCAAGAAGGGAGAAAGAAAAGAGCAAAAAAUGAGAAGCGAGCAAAAAGGAGCAGAAAUGAGCAGAAGGGAGCAAAACAGAACAGAAAGAGCAACAGAGAGCAAAAAGAUGAGAAUGGAGCAGAAAUAAGCAAAAGAGAGCAGAAGGAGCAGAAAGUAAAGGAGAAAAAUGGAGCAGAAGGUAAAGGAGUAAGCUAA